Lactuca saligna is the source of this 940-nucleotide messenger RNA. Lineage: Eukaryota; Viridiplantae; Streptophyta; Magnoliopsida; Asterales; Asteraceae. The record is from the annotation of a GenBank genome assembly.
AUGGCAGGGCGAAACAAACACACAUGGACUAAUGAAGAGGUUGCAAAGUUAAUUGAAGAAUUGUUGGAGUUACAUGUAUCCGGAAAGUAUGGUGGUGCCGACAACGGAUUCAAACCCGGUUAUUUGAAGGCAGUGCAACAAUUACUAGAUAUAAGUCUUUCUAACUCGGGUUUGAAAGCAGAGCCUCAUAUUAAAUUGAUGAAGACAUGGAAAAACUAUUUCACCAUCAUGCACGACGUGGUAUAUGGAACAAACACAAGUGGAUUCGACUGGGAUACAGAUAAAUAUUGUGUUACUGCCGAUGCUGAAGUUUGGGAUGAGUACAUAAAGAGUCAUAAAGGUGCUGUAUGUUUUCGCGAUAAACCAUUUCCCCAAUUUGAUAACCUAUGUAAAAUCUUCGGGAAGGAUAGAGCUACUGGUGAUGGAGCUACUAAUCUUGGUGAAGAUGUGACUAAAGAUACACAAAGAAACUCACAUGUUGAUGUGGAAGGGUUGGAAGAGAUGCAAGAAACUGCUCGUGUCAAUAGUAAACGCAAAAGGCCUCCAACAGAUGACAUAGAAAGCUGUUAUAAGGAAGCAGCGAAAGAAAUGAAAGAGACUUUCAAGGAGGUUGGUGAAAAACUAAAUGAAACAAUAUAAAAUAUAGGAAGACAAGAAAAUAGGGAAGCGUGUGAUAUGAUAGAUAAAGUUAUCAAAGAUAUACAACGCAUGCCAAAUAUCAAUGUCAAACAACAAAUUAAGGCGAUCGACAUGUUUAGCAAAGAUCAAUUCCAUACCCGAGCGUUUUUUCCGAUGACAGAAGAAGAAAAGAUGUGUUACAUGGAAAUGAUUGGGGAUGGUUCAAUAUCAUGAUUAGUUUUUUUUUUUUUUUUUUUUUUUUUUUUUUUUUUUUUUUUUUUUUACGAAUAUUGAAGUUGACUUAUUGCACAUUUUGUAUUAG